Messenger RNA from Lindgomyces ingoldianus, 1114 nucleotides. Its product is annotated as ribosomal protein S6e. NCBI's taxonomy places the organism in Eukaryota, Fungi, Ascomycota, Dothideomycetes, Pleosporales, Lindgomycetaceae. The transcript has 3 exons. Gene Ontology annotation, cellular component: ribosome. The record is from RefSeq and is a predicted model, not a curated record. Bases 69 to 788 code for a protein of 239 amino acids. Gene Ontology annotation, molecular function: structural constituent of ribosome. Gene Ontology annotation, biological process: translation.
CUUCGACCGGCCACUUCUCGACAACUAACCCCAGAUUCAGCACCCGCAUCUCGACAGCGUCUGUCAAGAUGAAGCUGAACAUCUCAUACCCCGGCAAUGGCACGCAGAAGCUGAUUGAGGUCGACGAUGAGCGUAAGCUCCGCGUCUUCAUGGACCGUCGCAUGGGUCAGGAAGUUCCUGGCGACACUGUCGGCGACGAGUUCAAGGGCUACAUCUUCAGAAUCACAGGCGGUAACGACAAGCAGGGCUUCCCGAUGAAGCAGGGUGUCAUGCACCCGACCCGUGUCUCGCUCCUCUUAGGAAAAGGCCACUCCUGCUACCGACCCCGUCGCACCGGCGAACGCAAGAGGAAGAGUGUUCGUGGUUGCAUUGUCGGCAUGGACCUCUCUGUCCUCGCUCUUAGCAUCGUCAAGCAGGGCGAUAGCGAGAUCCCCGGCCUGACCGACACCGUCCACCCCAAGCGAUUAGGUCCCAAAAGGGCCACGAAGAUCCGCCGCUUCUUCGGUCUCAGCAAGGAAGAUGAUGUACGCAAGUUCGUCAUCCGCCGUGAAGUCCAGCCAAAGGGCGAGGGCAAGAAGCCAUACACCAAGGCUCCAAAGAUCCAGCGUCUCGUCACUCCCCAGCGUCUUCAACACAAGCGUCACCGCGUUGCGCUCAAGCGCCGCCGUGCGGAGGCUUCCAAGGAUGCUGCUAAUGAGUACGCCCAGGUCCUCCACAAGCGCAUCAGCGAGGCCAAAUCCGCCCACGAGGAGGCCAGGAAGCGGAGGGCAUCUUCUAUGAGGCAUUAGGGCACUUUCGAGACGCGAGAAUGAGGUUCGACAAUGAUCAAUGAUCUACUAGCAUCCGUCGAAAAGAAGGUGUGGGUUAGUCAUUUCGGUAUGAAAACUCCGGGUUCUCUAAGCAUGGUCUCUCGUACCAAGGACUGCUCGGCGUGGCAGUUGUUUCCUGAAUAAAGCAAUUGCAUCAUAUUCCACGACCCGAAGUGUCUGUUGCUCAUCUUCCCCUGUGUCACCCCGAUCGAUCUCCGAGCUGCUACCUAGUUCCUCUUUCGGGAGUGUGAAUUGUUCUUCUCUUUAGUGCAAUCGUUUCGUGAGGGAUUUGAAGACCCCAUCUC